GGUCCAUUUCCCAGAUAUUGAAAGGGCAGAAUGGCUAAACAAGACCGUCAAGCACAUGUGGCCCUAUAUCUGCCAGUUCAUAGACAAGCUGUUCAGAGAGACCAUAGAGCCUGCAGUUAGAGGUGCAAAUGCCCAUCUGAGUACCUUUAGCUUUACUAAAAUUGAUAUGGGCUCUCAGCCAUUAAGAGUGAAUGGGGUUAAAGUGUAUACAGAAAAUGUAGACAAGAGACAGAUCAUCUUGGAUCUUAAGAUAAGUUUUGUAGGAAACACGGAGAUUGAUUUGGAAAUAAAGAGAUAUUUCUGCCGAGCUGGAGUAAAGAGUAUCCAGCUUCAUGGUACAGUGAGAGUCAUUCUGGAGCCGUUGAUUGGAGACAUCCCAAUAAUCGGAGCAUUGUCCAUAUUUUUUUCUGAAGAAACCGCUUCUGGAUGUCAACUGGACAGGACUGACAAAUCUUUUGGACAUUCCUGGAUUGAAUGGCAUAUCUGAUACCAUAAUAUUGGAUAUUAUUUCCAACUAUCUGGUUCUCCCCAAUCGUAUUACUGUUCCUCUUGUGAGUGACCUCCAGAUUUCACAGCUACGCUUCCCAAUACCUAAGGGAGUUCUGAGGAUCCAUUUUAUUGAAGCUCAGGAUCUGAUGUGGAAAGACACAUACAUGAAGGGACUGAUAAAAGGAAAGUCUGAUCCAUAUGGAGUUUUAAGGAUUGGCAAUCAAGUUUUCCAGAGCAAAGUCAUUAAGGAGAACCUGAACCCCAAAUGGAAUGAAGUGUAUGAGGCAUUAAUUUAUGAGCAUCCCGGCGAAAUGUUGGAAAUUGAGCUCUUUGAUGAAGACACGGACAAGGAUGAUUUCCUGGGCAGUUUGAUGAUAGACUUGGAGGAAGUGGAGAAGGAGAAAGUAGUAGAUGAGUGGUUCACUCUGGAUGAUGCUACAUCUGGGAAACUUCAUCUAAAACUUGAGUGGCUUUCCCCAAAGUCUACCACAGAGAAUCUGGACAAGGUGCUGGCAAGCAUUAAGGCUGAUAAGGAUCAGGCAGAUGAUGGUCUCUCUGCUGCUCUGCUCGUCCUGUACCUGGACUCUGCUAGAAAUCUGCCUAAUAAUCCAUUAGAAAUUAACCAGGAUGGUAUGAAGAAGUCUGCCGUUGACAAAGCUAAAAAGUCAGGAAAGAAGAUUGGCAGCACGCCUAAUCCCUUUGUGCUGUUUUCUCUGGGCCAUAAUGUACAGGAGAGUAAGGUCAAAUACAAAACCAUCGAGCCAGUAUGGGAACAGACCUUCACUUUCUUUGUCCACAAUCCUAAAAGACAAGACCUAGAAGUUGAGGUAAAGGAUGAAUAUCAUCAAAGUUCUAUGGGAAAUCUAAAGAUUCCGCUAAGCCAGCUGCUGACCAGUGAAAACAUGACAAUUAAUCAGAGGUUUCAGCUAAACAACUCUGGUCCAAAUAGCACCCUGAAGAUGAAGGUUGCACUCAGGAUUCUUUAUGUGGAUAGACCUGUGCGGUCUCCUGAUGAACAGUACACAUCUCAAGUAAAGAGGCCAUCCAUUUUCAAAGGAAAGAAUCCACCAACUCCAGCUCCUUCCCCUUCAGCACCAGAUGCACAGAAGCCUCCCCCUACACCCAAAGUAGAAGCAAACCGAAAGACAGAGAAUGGUGAAAAAGAGAGCCCACCAAGUGCUAGCCCCCAGAGACCAACAGAGCUAAAUAAAAGCUCUUCCAGCCUCUCAGGUUCCAGCUUUACAUAUUCUCCUUCUCAUGUGUCCAUAAAGGAGCCCACUCCCAGCAUCGCCUCGGACAUCUCCUUACCCAUAGCCACUCAGGAGCUUCGCCAGCGAUUGCGGCAACUUCAAAAUGGCACAUCCUUGGGCCAGUCCCCUCUAGGACAGAUCCAAUUAACUUUGCGGUAUACCUCUCACAGAAAUAAACUUGUGGUCGUGGUACAUUCCUGCCGUAACUUGAUAGCCUUCUCUGAAGAUGGCUCCGAUCCAUAUGUAAGAUUGUAUUUAUUACCAGACAAGCGAAGGUCGGGAAGAAGAAAAACCCAUGUGCUUAAGAAGACAUUAAAUCCUGUAUAUGAUCUAAAAUUUGAGUUCAAUGUGACACUGCCAGAGCUCCAGAGGAGAACACUAGAUGUUGCUGUAAAAAAUAGUGGAGGAUUCUUAUCUAGGGAUAAAGGUUUGCUUGGAAAGUUAUUGCUGGACCUAAACUCAGAAGAAAUUGCCAAAGGAUGGACGCAAUGGUAA
Messenger RNA from Staurois parvus, 2234 nucleotides. Lineage: Eukaryota; Metazoa; Chordata; Amphibia; Anura; Ranidae. The record is from the annotation of a GenBank genome assembly.